GGUGACUCGUCCCCCCGCGUCUCCCUGCUAACCUGCCGCGUGGCGCGCGGCACGUGCUGUGGGCGGCGCGGGACUUCCGGCCGCCCUCCCGACGCUGCCCACAGGGCCCGGCCUCGCUGCGCCGUGUCCUCAGUCCUGCCCUGCCGGCCCCGCGCCUUCUCCCUCUUCUUACCCUGGAGAGAGGGCGUGUCCCCUGCCUGGGGCCGCGGGAAGUGAACCUCCGCUCGCCGUUCUGCCACCUGAGCUCGGUGACCUGGAGGCCUGAUUAUCUCACACUUUUUGCUCCUAAAGAGCAAAGGCCUUGCCGCGCCCUUCGCCUUGCUCGGGCUGCGGGUGGCCGUGGCUGCUCUCGUUCGAGCUUGUAGAUUAGAUUUGUUGCAAACGUUCACGAUGUGUUUUGCCUUGUGCUCCAGAUCCCGUCGAAUUCCCUCCUAUGUUGACUGCAGCUAGGUUUUAGCAUAGAAAUGAGAUUUCCCACGAAACAGGUUCAGAGAGCAUUAGUGAUCUACGUGUGCUUUUUCAAGGGAGCUGAUAAAGAACUUCUUCCCAAGAUGGUUAGUACACUGUUAAACGUGAAAUUAAGUGAGACAGAAAACGGCAAGCUCGUCUCUAUACUGGAUCUACCUGGCAACAUUCUUAUCAUCCCUCAAGCCACCCUUGGGGGGAGAGUAAAAGGAAGAAACAUGCAGUAUCACUCUAACUCGGGAAAAGAAGAUGGGUUAGAACUUUAUUCCCAAUUUGUGGCUCUCUGUGAAAAAGAAUUAGCUGCUAACAGCAAGUGUGCAGAAGCUGGGGUUGUGGUGAAACAUGGCACUUACGGGAACAGGCAGGUGUUAAAGCUGGACACCAAUGGACCAUACACACACCUAAUUGAGUUUUGAAAUAUUAAAAGUUAGUUUCUACGGCUGUUUUCUGGUAUAAAAUGAUCUAGACUAAAAUUAGAUUUUCUUCCCCUUCGUCUUGAAUACACUAAUCUGCAGCAUUUUUGGACAAGAAAAUCCUCAGUCCCAUCCAUAACUCUGCAACCUGCUAGUUGGAUGACCUUACCAAAGCACCUGAACUCUGGAUCUCAGUCACUUCUCAUCCUGCUUUCCCCUACACUUCACCCAGAAAUUUGAAAAAUGCUUUCCAUUCAUUUUAUGAUCGUUGUGGAAAUGUUCUUAGGGAGGUGUAUUUAAGUAUUUUGCAAUGAAGAAUUUUGUGCAAAAUGUAGAGAAAUAUAUUUCUUAUACCCCUAAAUGUAUGUAAUAUGUAAUAAAAAUACCUGUUUUCAUUAAAAUUAGAUAAAAUCCAGCACAAACUGAUGAUAAUUUUAUCAAUUUUGUUUUACUGUUUCGGUUUUACACAUUUUGAGUGAAUACGAGAUUUACUAUUCCUUUUAAUGUCUAUGAAAAUGUAAUAAUACAGAAAUGUUAUUGUGCAUUAUAGUAUUACUUUCCAAGGACAUCCAAGUGCUUCAAAUUAUUUUAAAAACGUUUAGUUGAUAAAGGAACAAAAUAUAGGGGAUUAAAAUAUGUUUUUAUUUAAUAUACCAAUAGGUUAAUAUUCUGUUUCUUAGUUUUUUACCAAUGUAUGUCUCACUUUCUGUCUUUGGUUUUUGAAAGUUACUGCUUCAUGAAUUUAGUGUUAGUUCAUAAAUUUUUUAGGAAGUUUCUUUCUUGUUGAAUUGUAUUGCUAUAAAAGGAAGAAAAAGGGAAGCUUUCUACUGGAAUUCUUUGAAAACAAGUUGACUUGUUCAUUUCCAGAUUUGGAGCCGAUGUCAUUUUUUCUAUUAGUGAAUAUUAUGGACUGAAUGUUUGUGUUGUUGUCGCCCACCCCCCCCCCCCCCAGCCCCUCACUGCCAAAAUUCAUAUGUUGAAGUCCUAACCCCCAAUGUGAUGAUAUUUGGAGAUGGGACCUUUGGGAGGUAAUUAGGGUUAGAUGAAGUCAUGAGAAUGGGGCCCUCAUAGUGGGAGUAGUCACCUUGUAAGAGACACCAAAGAGCUUGUUCUCUCUUUCCUGACCGCAUGAGGACACAGUGAGAAGGGGGCCAUCUACAAGCCAGGAAGAGGACUCUCACCAGAAAUGGACCAUGAUGACACUUUGAUCUUGAUCUUCUAGCCUCCAGAACUGUGAGAAAAUAAAUUUCUGUUGUUUAAGUCA
Messenger RNA from Equus caballus (horse), 2142 nucleotides. It is a transcript of the gene DTD2, whose product is annotated as D-aminoacyl-tRNA deacylase 2. Gene Ontology annotation, cellular component: cytoplasm. Lineage: Eukaryota; Metazoa; Chordata; Mammalia; Perissodactyla; Equidae. The record is from RefSeq and is a predicted model, not a curated record. Gene Ontology annotation, molecular function: D-tyrosyl-tRNA(Tyr) deacylase activity. Gene Ontology annotation, biological process: tRNA metabolic process.